AUGGCGGAGCCUGUGAGGAGACGGGGCCGGCGGUCCCGCGGUGACCAUGUCGGCCGAGGGGUUCGGGGGAACCGGGGCCGACGUCGUAAAGCCCAGCGGUCUCAUGCGCAGCUCAGUCUGGAGUCCAUGUUUGUGGAUUUGAUCAGCGACAGCGAUGAGGAUAUCCUGGAGGUCACAUCAGCGCGUGGCGCUGCGGACCCGGUUGAAGCCGGGUUCCUGGAACCCGCCGUGCCGGCCGCGUCCAAGGACGACAGCGACAGUGACAGCGAAGGGGCGGACGCGCGACCUAACGGAGCCCCGCGGACCGCGGUCAGGCGGCGGCCGCGUCUGCUGCUGGAUCCAGGGGAGGCACCGGUGGUUCCGGUGUAUUCCGAGAAGGUGAAGAGCAGCCUCCACCUCAUCCCAGAUCACCUGCCCCUCCUGAAACUCUGCCCCCCAGUGGCCGAGGAAGAUGCAGACAUGGCAGACUCUAGCAGCUCUCAACCUGAGGAGCCCCCUUUUCCAGGCUCCUGGAAGAAGAAGCUGAGGGGUCAGGAUGAAGAAGAGGAGGAGAAAAAGGUGUUUUUGGUCCAGGAUGUAUCUCCUUUGCCCCCACCUCCACCAAGGACCAAAAGCAGAAAGCAUACGAGGGCACUGCAGAAGUUAAGGGAGGUGAACAAGCGCCUCCAAGAGCUCCGCUCCUGUUUGAGCCCCAAGCAGCACCAGGGCCAAGACCACCAGAGCCAGGAGGAUGAUGUGGUCCUGGUGGAGGGGCCCAUCCUCCCAGAGAACCCUCGUCUCUUCCCACUCAAAAUCCGUUGCCGGGCUGACCUGGUCAGACUGCCUGUCCGAGUGUCGGAACCCCUGCAGAGUGUGGUGGACCACAUGGCUGCUCACCUGGGGGUGUCCCCAGGCAGGAUCCUCUUGCUCUUUGGAGAUACAGAGCUGUCCCCUACCGCUACCCCAAGGACCCUGAAGCUAGGAGUGGCUGACAUCAUUGACUGUGUGGUGCUAGCAAGUUCUCCAGAGUCCUCAGUGACGUCCCAGCAACUCCAGCUCCGUGUGCAGGGGAAGGAGAAACACCAGAUGCUGGAAGUCUCGCUGUCUCCAGAUUCUCCCCUGAAGACCCUCAUGGCCCACUAUGAGGAGACCAUGGGACUCUCAGGAUGCAAGCUUGCUUUCUUCUUUGAUGGGACGAAGCUUUCAGGCAAGGAGCUGCCGACCGAUCUGGGCAUGGAAUCCGGGGACCUCAUUGAAGUCUGGGGCUGA
Molecule: messenger RNA, 1248 nt
Organism: Chrysochloris asiatica (Cape golden mole)
Lineage: Eukaryota; Metazoa; Chordata; Mammalia; Afrosoricida; Chrysochloridae
Gene: NFATC2IP
Product: nuclear factor of activated T-cells, cytoplasmic, calcineurin-dependent 2 interacting protein
Exons: 8
Coding region: 1-1248 (415 amino acids)
Biological process (GO): positive regulation of transcription by RNA polymerase II; cytokine production
Molecular function (GO): protein binding
Source: RefSeq, a predicted model, not a curated record